AGUUAGGAAAUUUCGUAGUGAUAUUGAUUUCGCAGAGUCCCACCACUUCUAUCAGAAUGAGCUGUUUUCUUCAUGCAUAUAUUAUUGUCUAUUAUCUUCAAUCCUCUUAAUCACAUUGAUGGAUACACUUGCUAGUACGGCAACAUUUUGCAAUAGUCGAAUCACUGCGUUGCCGAUAAGACUAAGAGCCUAAGACAAUAUCUUAUGUCCACCCAAAAUUUAAAAACAUCCAUGCCACAACAUUCUAUUUAAAUGGCACAAUAUUCAUAUAUAGUAACCCUGAAAUACUAAAUCACAAAACACACACACACACACACACACACACACACACACCUUGUGAAUAUGUUUCUCCCAAUUCUCUUCAUCUUUUCGGUAGUUCUAAUUUCCUCCUCCCCUCCUCACACUGCAGCACUAGACUUCUGCGUUGCAAACUUAACAUUGCCUACUGGACCAGCAGGCUACCCGUGCAAGAAGGCUGCCAAUGUGACCGCGGACGAUUUUGCAUUUUCUGGGCUAGCCAUGGCAGGUAACACUUCCAAUCUGAUAAAAGCUGCAGUGACCCCAGCAUUUGUUGCCCAAUUCCCUGGUUUGAAUGGGCUUGGUUUUUCCAUGGCCCGGGCAGACCUAGCCCCGGGGGGAGUGAUACCAAUGCACACACACCCUAGUGCACAUGAAAUGUUGUUGGUUGUUCAAGGGAGAAUUAGUGCAGGCUUGAUAUCUUCUUCAGACAACAAAGUUUACUUGAAAACUCUUAAGAAGGGAGACAUUAUGGUUUUCCCAAAAGGGAUAUUGCACUUCCAAAUAAAUGCAGGAGGAAUUCCAGCUAUUGCAUUUGUUAGUUUCAGUGAUCCAGACCCCGGUCUCCAAAUCCUAGAUUUUGCUUUGUUUGCUAACAAUUUGCCUUCUAAAUUGAUUGAGAAGGUCACUUUCCUUGAUGAUGCUCAAGUCAAGAAGCUCAAGGCUGUUCUUGGUGGCACUGGUUAACCUACCUUUCUCAACAUUAAUUCAUGUCUCUCCAUUACUUUUCUUCCAAUUCAAUUUCGUACAUGUUUCCUAGUUUCUUGAUUUGUUGUGCUAAUUAAGGUCUGUGUGUAGGAUUCUACUAGUUGUUAAUUGGCUGCUUCUUUGUGUACUAGUUGUCUUUGAUUGCUUAAUUUUCAAUGCCAAAUUGUAAGCUUGAUGAGUGUAACUGCCAAGUCUGCAAUAAGCAACAUUCCUUAGUAAUUCUAUUUGAAUAAUAUGUUUCUUUAAUUA
Molecule: messenger RNA, 1254 nt
Organism: Cornus florida
Lineage: Eukaryota; Viridiplantae; Streptophyta; Magnoliopsida; Cornales; Cornaceae
Product: auxin-binding protein ABP19a-like
Exons: 1
Coding region: 343-984 (213 amino acids)
Cellular component (GO): cell wall
Molecular function (GO): manganese ion binding
Source: RefSeq, a predicted model, not a curated record